Messenger RNA from Pseudophryne corroboree (corroboree frog), 3270 nucleotides. It is a transcript of the gene ATMIN, whose product is annotated as ATM interactor. Gene Ontology annotation, cellular component: nucleus. NCBI's taxonomy places the organism in Eukaryota, Metazoa, Chordata, Amphibia, Anura, Myobatrachidae. Gene Ontology annotation, biological process: regulation of transcription by RNA polymerase II. The coding region runs from base 121 to 2406 and encodes 761 amino acids. The transcript is spliced from 4 exons. Gene Ontology annotation, molecular function: transcription cis-regulatory region binding; DNA-binding transcription factor activity, RNA polymerase II-specific. The record is from RefSeq and is a predicted model, not a curated record.
UUUUCGUCUUCGGGACCUCCCCCGGAAGUAGCUUUUGCGGCGAACUGGGAGGAGGAGGUGUUGCUGCCAGGUGCACGCCGGCUGUGUGUACGGCGGGGGCGCCGGUGCUGCUGCGGUGCCAUGGAUGCCCGCGGCGGCGGUGGUGGUGCCGGUACCCGGGUGCGGGCGCUGUACUCCUGCGAGCACUGGGAGAUUGUGAAGCCGUCCGUCAGCGAGCUGUCUCGGGAGGUCCGCACCAACAUACUGUGCACGGUGAAGGGAUGCGGCAAAGUUCUCCCCAACCCCCCCGCCCUCAACAUGCACUUGGUGAAGUCCCAUGGCGUGCAGGACGGUAUAACCAAUCCAACACUACGGAAAGAUUUGAAAGCGUCCCAGAAACUGUACUGCUGCCCAAUUGAAGGCUGCCCCAGGGGAACGAACCGGCCCUUUUCACAGUUCUCUCGUGUAAAGCAGCACUUCAUGAAAAUGCAUGCCGAAAAGAAGCACAAAUGUGAGAAGUGUGGGAACUCCUACGGCACAGAGUGGGACUUAAAGCGGCACGUCGGGUACUGCGGAAAGACCUUUAAGUGCACGUGCGGCUGCCCUUAUGCCAGCAGAACGGCGCUGUUGUCACACACCCAUAGAAUGGGCCAUGAGAUUCCCAUCGAGCACAGAGACCCACCUGUGAAGAAGAGAAAAAUUGAAGCAUCAAAGCAAAGACAGAAUACGGUUUGCGAGGAGAGAGCAUUGGCACACAGUCUUUCUGCAGCUGCAGUUACUACAGCUGACCAGCAGAUGGCAGAGUUAAAGGCACGGCCGGCCAGUGAAAUGUACACUAAUUCCUAUGUUACAGAGAGUGCUCCUCUGCAACCAUAUCAAGCCCAAAAACUCUUGUUACCAAAGCCUAAGCUAACUAUAAUUAAGCUACCAGUAAUGCAACUGGCCCACUUGCCUGUCUUCGUUUCUUCUUCUGAAUGUCCUAUGAAACAUAUGGUCGUGGCAGUCAAUAAUCAAGGCUCCGUCAUGAGUACGUUACAAAUUGUACCUCAUUUUAAUGGGACGGUUCUCCCAAGUGUGGAUGCUGAGGCUUCCGUACCGAAUAACCUCUCUCAGGCUAGAAAUGAAGGGUACAGUUCACUAGGUUCUGUAAACUCUUAUGUGCAAGUCAAUAUGGAAGGGAGCAGCUCGUCCACCAAAACCAGAAUCACGUCUGAUGUUCAGACGGACUUAUCAUACUUUGCUUCUAACCUAUUACCAAGCAACCCCUGGAUUCCCAGUGACUCCUAUGUAUCCUCCUGUUCCCAAACAGACUUGUCAUUCAGUGCCCAGAUGUCCCUGCCUAUCAGUGUUGAGACUCAAACACUUCAGGGAAGUGCGGCAUCUCUGUCGGAGGUCUCGGACAGUCCUUGCGUAAAUUACGGAGUUUCCCGGGAAACUCAAACGAACACAAUCUCUUUUCCAAGAGACAACCCGUUGCUGGUGGACCAGUCUGUCAUGUGUGAUGAUCUCUUUGGCGGCACCAACUCUCUUUACACUGUAUCGACGCAAACAAGUCAGGCAGCAGACUGUUAUAUUUCUGGCAACUUAGGUCAGAACCUCUUGGACAACGAUGAGAUCAAGGAAAUAAGGGAAGAGGAAAUGAAGUCUACGUUCAUGAACUUUAAUACACAAAAUGGGCCGUUCCCAUCUCAGAACAUGACUGAUAACCAGACUCAAACAAUGGAGCUUUUGAGCGACCUAGAAAAAAUCCUUUCUGACAAUAUCUCCAGCCAAUCCAUGGAUAGCCGCGGCCUAUUGUCAGGGGGCGAUGCCCAACUGUCCUCCAGUUGUAACCCCAACCCCAGCAUAGAUUUUGACAUCGAGGAGUUCUUCUCCGCAUCCAAUAUCCAGACUCAGACGGACCAGAGUGUGCUGGGGAACCUCAACUCUGAAUAUCUGGAUAUCGAGACACAAACUGAUUUCUUAUUUUCAGAUGACUCUACUCAUUCGUUCUCUAACAAAGGAAACUCCAACCUCAUGGGCAUGGAAAUGUUUGAUACGCAGACCCAAACCGACCUGAAUUUCUUUCUGGAUAAUAACGCUCACUUGCGUCUAGGUAAUAUCCUGAAACAGUCUAGCUUCUCCAUUAGCACGGACUCGUCCGAUGCGGAGAGCCAAGCGAAUGGUGACGCAGCCAGCAAAGAUAUGCCCUGCCCUCCGCUGGACGGUUCCGUACAACAGAACAGCGCUGAGACGCAGACCACAGACAGCUGCUUUGAAACACUCGGAAGCUUAUUCCUUACCAGCAACGAGACCCAGACUGCAAUGGAUGACUUCCUACUUGCAGAUCUGGCGUGGAACACAAUGGAGUCUCAGUUCAGCUCCGUGGAAACCCAGACUUGUGAGGAGAGGUUCUCUUUGUUCUCCACGGACAAAUCUGGCAACUGAACCAUGUACCUCCAAAAGCAAUCAUCGAUAGCAGUGAAUGAGCACCUUUCCCCCCUUCUAUUUAUUGGUUUGUCCCUGCAUGUCUUAAUGUAUUUUGCAAGAGCAAACCGUGCCGCUUCUGUACUCCACUGUAGCCUUUAUGAAACGUGUUGGCAGGCUCCGAGCCUUCCUUAGUAAGGCGCAGACAACCUGCCAUAGCCUAAUGAGCUUUACAAACCUAUUUUGCGUUAAAUCUGAAAUGCAUGUCUUGCUGUACACAACAAUUGUAUAAGUAUGGUCUCUUUUGUAUAUUGGCUAUAACAACUAGAAAAGCACUUUAUUUAUUUGAUUUUCAUUGUGAAUUAUUUAUACUGUGAUUAUAAAGAGUGUCUAACGGUAAUAUGUUCAACUUUGUUUUUUACACUAAUUUAUACCAAUAGACACGGGAGAGUUACUAUAUGCUAAGUCUGUUUUGAAGGUGGAAUAGAAACCACAGAAGAUUGGCUUAAAAUAUCUCAAUGGCAGACACGGGAGGGGGACACGCACGUCCUACCCAGUCACUAGUGACACACCUGACGUGCACGUCCUACCCAGUCACUAGUGACACACCUGACACGCACGUCCUACCCAGUCACUAGUGACACACCUGACGUGCACGUCCUACCCAGUCACUACACCUGACACGCACGUCCUACCCAGUCACUAGUGACACCUGACGUGCACGUUCUACCCAGUCACUAGUGACACACCUGACGUGCACGUCCUACCCAGUCACUACACCUGACACGCACGUCCUACCCAGUCACUAGUGACACCUGACGUGCACGUCCUACCCAGUCACUAGUGACACCUGACGUGCACGUCCUACCCAGUCACUAGUGACAC